AUGAUGAAUAGUUUUAAACUCUGAAGUUAUUAAAUGUGUCGACACACAUAUAGGGAGAACUAAUCGCGCUUCAUAAGUGAUGACAAAUGAGAUGUACCAAAAUGGUAUCUAAACAACUGAAAUUCUAAGCCUUGAUGAAUACAAAUAAGAGACUAUCAGCCUCCACCACACCGAAGCAUACUGUUGACAUUAGUCUUGAGAUUAAAGCUGAAACAGCUUUCAAUAUCCUAUGCAAAAACCACCAGCGACAUAUAGUAGAGUAUUUUGAAGCCAUAGUCAAGCUCACAGUUAAAUGGAGCAUUUUAGUUUUCCACUUAACCUACAUUGGUAAUCUUUAUUUGAUUAAAUUACCAAGAGUGUCAAACAUCAUCUUAUUCUUAUCAUCCAAACUCUCAUAUUCAUUAUUAUUUUACUUGAACUGGCUUUUAUCUCUUCAUUUACACACAAAUCGAUAUGGUAGGUAGAUGUAUGAUUUGAUUUUUCGAAAUGUAUUGUGCAAAUACAUCUCAUUUUUUAAAAGAUAAACUUCUUUUAUUAAAGCCUAAUCUCUAGAAUGUUAAUGCUAGAGACAAAUUAAAAGCAUUCUAGAAAUUGAAAUAGCUUCUGCUUCACUCUAUAACAUAUUCGUUUAAAAUUCAGUAAGCUAUCUCAACUAAAACAUCAUUAGGUUAAAGCACGUAACACAGUGG
Trichobilharzia regenti is the source of this 689-nucleotide messenger RNA. Lineage: Eukaryota; Metazoa; Platyhelminthes; Trematoda; Strigeidida; Schistosomatidae. The record is from the annotation of a GenBank genome assembly.